Messenger RNA from Corticium candelabrum, 1158 nucleotides. RefSeq lists its product as uncharacterized. The coding region runs from base 94 to 1008 and encodes 304 amino acids. Lineage: Eukaryota; Metazoa; Porifera; Homoscleromorpha; Homosclerophorida; Plakinidae. Gene Ontology annotation, biological process: signal transduction. The record is from RefSeq and is a predicted model, not a curated record. The transcript has 2 exons. Gene Ontology annotation, molecular function: protein binding.
GUACUCACUCGAGUGCCCACGUGUUUGGUAGCCUAAACUGCGCAUGCGUCAAAGCUACCACGCUGCACGACGCGUAAUGCUCAUUGCUAUUUGAUGGAAAGAGACGGUCCUGCUCUGGCAGGGGGACCUCGUCAACCGAUCCUUUACAUCUCCUACAGCGACGACUCGGACGUUCACGUAAAACAAGUCGCCAAUUUUGCCGAUUGGCUAUCCAGGAACGGUUGCGACGUCAGACUCCGUCUUCGUCGUCAGCAACCGAUGUUGGAACAAGGACUGGAAACUUGGACGGAGACCGAAGUUCUAGCAGCAGACUUUGUGGUGCUCGUUUGCACAAAAUUUUACAGACAAGAUGCGGAUCGUGCUGAUGGCGGUCAAGUGAAACACGAAGUAGACUUGGUAAAGCAGCGACUGGGAGGGAAUAGAAUCUAUAAGCCAUUUCUUCCAGUUUUGUUUCCUGAGUCUACAGCAGAUGAUGUCCCGCGUUGUGUUUUUCAAUCUGCGCAUUAUCAAUACUCCGAGGGCUUGGAGCCCGAUAAUCUUCUGUUUCAUGUGUAUGGAAAGGAGAAGUUAGAGUUGAGACAAGGUGGUGCACCAGAGCUAAAACCGAUGAUUGUCGGUGACAACAGUAGUUAUGGUGUGACAAGUCAUGGACAAGAUGCAGCAAGGGAGGACUUGUCACAUGACCACGUGGUUACUUGUGAUGAGAUCCGGCAGGUGUAUAAGAAGGUAUCUCAUAAGUGGAAGUCGGUGGCUCGAGAACUGGGUCCUGCUCCUUUGUUCGACUGGCAAAUUGACCAAAUUCAGAGUAGAGAAAGGGACGACGAUGCAAGAUGUUACGAAAUGCUAAGAGUCUGGGUUGAAAAUAACAAGUUGGGUGGUGGAGCUAAGGUGUUUGAACUUAUUCGGGUUCUCACUGAGCCUGACAUUGGUUUAGUGGAUGCUGCCAUGGCAGCAUUUAGUCCCAACUUAGUUACACAAUGUCAACGUCAUUUUAGUUCUGGUAGGUAAGUUACUACUACUAACAGAGUGUUACUUGCAUUGUUUUAUCAAUGUUUCUACAUAAUUUUUACAUGAUGACUGAUCAAUUUCACUACUAGUUUUUACAUAUAGUAGUAGUACUAUAUGCAGCAAAAGAAAUUAAUUUAAUUAAUUAAACCA